Molecule: messenger RNA, 5782 nt
Organism: Odocoileus virginianus texanus
Lineage: Eukaryota; Metazoa; Chordata; Mammalia; Artiodactyla; Cervidae
Source: RefSeq, a predicted model, not a curated record
ACGCGGUGCCGCCGUCAGAGCGCCCAGCGCAGCCGGGGAGCAGCAGCCGCUCUGCGCUCGCUCGAGACCCGCGCCCCUGCCGAUGCUCAUGCCGCGCCGCCGCCGCCAGUGACGCCGGAGAGGUGUCUCCCCUGCUCACUGGGGCUCCCACCGCUGCUAGGAGUGACCCACAGAGGCCGCAGAGAUGGCCGGGGCCUCGGUGAAGGUGGCGGUGCGCGUCCGCCCCUUCAACUCUCGGGAGAUGAGCCGCGAGUCCAAGUGUAUCAUCCAGAUGUCGGGGAGCACCACCACCAUCGUUAACCCCAAACAGCCCAAGGAGACGCCCAAAAGCUUCAGCUUCGACUACUCCUACUGGUCACACACCUCGCCGGAAGACAUCAACUACGCCUCUCAGAAGCAGGUGUACCGCGACAUCGGCGAGGAGAUGCUGCAGCACGCCUUUGAAGGCUACAACGUCUGCAUCUUCGCCUAUGGACAGACUGGGGCUGGCAAGUCCUACACCAUGAUGGGCAAGCAGGAGAAGGACCAGCAGGGCAUCAUCCCGCAGCUCUGCGAGGACCUCUUCUCCCGCAUCAACGACACUACCAACGAUAACAUGUCCUACUCCGUGGAGGUCAGCUACAUGGAGAUUUACUGUGAGCGUGUCCGUGACCUCCUGAACCCCAAGAACAAGGGCAACCUGCGUGUGCGGGAGCACCCACUGCUGGGUCCCUACGUGGAGGACCUGUCCAAGCUGGCGGUCACCUCCUAUAAUGACAUCCAAGACCUCAUGGACUCAGGGAACAAGGCCCGGACGGUGGCGGCUACGAACAUGAAUGAGACCAGCAGCCGCUCCCAUGCCGUCUUCAACAUCAUCUUCACGCAGAAGCGCCAUGACGCGGAGACCAACAUCACCACGGAGAAAGUGAGCAAAAUCAGCCUGGUGGACCUGGCUGGGAGUGAGCGGGCCGACUCCACGGGGGCCAAGGGCACGCGCCUGAAGGAGGGAGCCAACAUCAACAAGUCCCUGACCACCCUGGGCAAGGUCAUCUCCGCGCUGGCCGAGAUGGAUUCUGGGCCCAACAAGAACAAGAAAAAGAAGAAGACAGACUUCAUUCCCUACAGAGACUCGGUGCUGACCUGGCUCCUCCGGGAAAACCUAGGUGGGAACUCCAGGACCGCGAUGGUGGCGGCGCUGAGCCCCGCGGACAUCAACUAUGACGAGACCCUGAGCACCCUGAGGUACGCCGACCGGGCCAAGCAGAUCCGCUGCAAUGCCGUCAUCAACGAGGACCCCAACAACAAGCUGAUCCGAGAGCUGAAGGACGAGGUGACGCGCCUGCGGGACCUGCUCUACGCCCAGGGUCUCGGCGACAUCACCGACACCGGCACUGUGCCCGGAGGACCCAGAUUGACCAACGCCCUGGUGGGCAUGAGCCCCUCGUCCUCGCUCUCGGCCCUGUCCAGCCGCGCCGCCUCCGUGUCCAGCCUGCACGAGCGCAUCUUGUUUGCCCCGGGCAGCGAGGAGGCCAUCGAAAGGCUGAAGGAGACAGAAAAGAUCAUUGCUGAGCUCAACGAGACCUGGGAGGAGAAGCUGCGGCGGACAGAAGCCAUCCGGAUGGAGAGGGAAGCGCUGCUGGCCGAGAUGGGCGUGGCCAUGCGGGAGGACGGCGGCACCCUGGGGGUGUUCUCUCCCAAAAAGACGCCACAUCUGGUCAACCUGAACGAGGACCCGCUCAUGUCUGAGUGCCUGCUGUACUACAUCAAGGAUGGGAUCACCAGGGUGGGCCGGGAGGACGCGGAGAAGCGGCAGGACAUUGUUCUGAGCGGGCACUUCAUCAAGGAGGAGCACUGUGUCUUCCGGAGCGACUCUCGUGGGGGAAGUGAAGCUGUGGUGACCCUAGAGCCCUGUGAAGGGGCGGACACCUAUGUCAAUGGCAAGAAAGUCACGGAGCCCAGCGUCCUGCGGUCAGGAAACCGCAUCAUCAUGGGCAAGAGCCACGUGUUCCGGUUCAACCACCCCGAGCAGGCGCGGCAGGAGCGCGAGCGCACGCCCUGCGCGGAGACGCCGGCCGAGCCCGUGGACUGGGCCUUCGCCCAGCGCGAGCUGCUGGAGAAGCAGGGCAUCGACAUGAAGCAGGAGAUGGAGCAGAGGCUCCAGGAGCUGGAGGACCAGUACCGUCGGGAGCGCGAGGAGGCCACCUACCUGCUGGAGCAGCAGCGACUGGACUACGAGAGCAAGCUGGAGGCCCUGCAGAAGCAGAUGGACUCCAGGUACUACCCCGAGGUGAACGAGGAGGAGGAGGAGCCGGAGGACGAAGUCCAGUGGACGGAGCGGGAGUGCGAGCUGGCGCUGUGGGCCUUCCGGAAGUGGAAGUGGUACCAGUUCACGUCACUGCGGGACCUGCUGUGGGGCAACGCCAUCUUCCUCAAGGAGGCCAACGCCAUCAGCGUGGAGCUCAAGAAGAAGGUCCAAUUCCAGUUUGUCCUCCUCACGGACACACUCUACUCCCCGCUGCCACCUGACCUGCUGCCCCCGGAGGCUGCCAAGGACCGAGAGACUCGCCCCUUCCCACGCACCAUCGUGGCCGUGGAGGUCCAAGACCAGAAGAACGGGGCCACCCACUACUGGACGCUGGAGAAACUCAGGCAGCGGCUGGACCUGAUGCGGGAGAUGUAUGACCGGGCAGCUGAGGUGCCCUCCAGCGUCAUCGAGGACUGUGACAACGUGGUGACCGGAGGAGACCCCUUCUACGACCGCUUCCCCUGGUUCCGGCUGGUGGGCAGUUCAGUCGUCUCUGGCUGCAACAGCUACCCUCUUCUCAACACAUGCAUGAGCGAGCGCAUGGCUGCUCUCACCCCCUCCCCCACCUUCUCGAGCCCCGACUCCGACGCCACCGAGCCUGCCGAGGAGCAGAGCGUGGGGGAGGAGGAGGAGGAGGAGGAGGAGGACCUGGAGGACGACGUCUUUCCGGAGCACGUGCUGUGCGACGGCCGGGACCCGUUUUACGACCGGCCCCCCCUGUUCAGUUUAGUAGGAAGGGCCUUCGUGUACCUCAGCAACCUGCUGUAUCCCGUGCCGCUGGUGCACCGCGUGGCCAUCGUCAGCGAGAAGGGCGAGGUGAAGGGCUUCCUGCGCGUGGCCGUGCAGGCCAUCUCAGCCGACGAGGAGGCCCCUGACUACGGCUCCGGCGUCCGCCAGUCGGGAACAGCCAAAAUCUCCUUUGACGACCAGCAUUUCGAGAAGUUCCAGGCCGAGUCCUGCCCCGGGGUGGGCAUGUCCCGCUCAGGGACCUCCCAAGAGGAGCUGCGUAUCGUGGAAGGCCAGGGCCAGGCCGCAGACUCUGGGCCCUCGGCCGACGAGGUCAACAACAACACCUGCUCAGCGGUGACCCCGGAGGGCCUCCUGGACAGCCCCGAGAAAGCCGCCCUGGACGGGCCCCUGGACGCCGCCCUGGACCACCUCGGCCUGGGCAGCACCUUCACCUUCCGUGUGACCGUCCUGCAGGCGUCCAGCAUCUCUGCUGAAUAUGCCGACAUCUUCUGCCAGUUCAACUUCAUCCAUCGCCAUGACGAGGCCUUCUCUACGGAGCCCUUGAAGAACACGGGGAGGGGGCCCCCGCUGGGCUUCUACCACGUCCAAAAUAUCGCGGUGGAGGUGACCAGGUCCUUCAUCGAAUACAUCAAGAGCCAGCCCCUUGUCUUCGAGGUCUUUGGGCACUACCAGCAACACCCGUUCCCGCCCCUCUGCAAGGACGUGCUCAGCCCCCUGAGGCCCUCACGCCGCCACUUCCCACGGGUCAUGCCGCUCUCCAAGCCAGUGCCGGCCACCAAGCUCAGCACGCUGACGCGGCCCUGCCCAGGGCCCUGCCACUGCAAGUACGACCUGCUGGUCUACUUUGAGAUCUGCGAGCUGGAGGCCAACGGCGACUACAUCCCGGCAGUGGUGGACCACCGCGGUGGGAUGCCGUGCAUGGGGACCUUCCUGCUCCACCAGGGCAUCCAGAGACGCAUCACCGUGACCCUGCUGCAUGAGACGGGCAGCCACAUCCGCUGGAAAGAAGUGCGGGAGCUGGUGGUGGGUCGCAUCCGAAACACCCCGGAAACGGACGAGUCUCUGAUUGACCCUAACAUCUUGUCACUCAGCAUCCUCUCGUCCGGAUACAUCUGCCCGGCCCAGGACGAUCGAACCUUUUACCAGUUUGAGGCUGCGUGGGACAGCUCUAUGCAUAAUUCCCUCCUGCUGAACCGGGUCACCCCUUACCGAGAGAAGAUCUACAUGACCCUCUCUGCUUAUAUCGAGAUGGAGAACUGCACGCAGCCGGCCGUGGUCACCAAGGACUUCUGCAUGGUCUUCUACUCCCGCGACGCCAAGCUGCCUGCCUCGCGCUCCAUCCGCAACCUAUUCGGCAGCGGGAGCCUGCGGGCCUCGGAGAGCAACCGUGUGACGGGCGUUUACGAGCUGAGCCUGUGCCACGUGGCUGAUGCUGGCAGCCCAGGCAUGCAGCGGCGGCGCCGGCGGGUGCUGGACACGUCCGUGGCCUACGUCCGCGGCGAGGAGAACCUGGCGGGCUGGAGGCCGCGCAGCGACAGCCUCAUCCUGGACCACCAGUGGGAGCUGGAGAAGCUGAGUCUCCUGCAGGAGGUAGAGAAGACGAGACACUAUCUGCUGCUGCGGGAGAAGCUGGAGACGGCCCAGCGGCCCGGCCCCGAGGCGCCAUCCCCCGCCUCCAGCGAGGACUCCGAGGCCCACGGCUCGUCCAGCGCCUCCUCCCCGCUCACGGCCGAGGCCCGGCCGGCAUCCCUGGAGGCACCCAGCGAGAGGCAGCGGGAGCUGGCUGUCAAGUGCUUACGGCUGCUCACCCACUCCUUCAACAGAGAGUACACCCACAGCCACGUCUGCGUCAGCGCCAGCGAGAGCAAGCUCUCUGAGAUGUCAGUCACGCUGCUGCGGGACCCGUCCAUGUCCCCGCUGAGGGCCGCCACACUCACCCCCUCCUCCACCUGCCCCUCCCUGGUCGAGGGCCGGUACGGGGCCUCUGACCUAAGGACCCUACAGCCCUGCUCCCGGCCGUCCAGCCCGGAGCCUGAGCCCCUGCCCGAGGCGGAUGCCAAGAAGCCCCCCUCCCCUGCACGGGCAGCGGAAGCCGACAAGGAGCCCCAGCGCCUGCUAGUGCCCGACAUCCAGGAAAUCCGCGUCAGCCCCAUCGUCUCCAAGAAGGGCUACCUGCACUUCCUGGAGCCGCACACGGCCGGCUGGGCCAAGCGCUUCGUGGUGGUGCGGCGGCCCUACGCCUACAUGUACAACAGUGACAAGGACGCCGUGGAGCGGUUCGUGCUCAACCUGUCCACUGCCCAGGUGGAGUACAGUGAGGACCAGCAGGCCAUGCUGAAGACCCCCAACACGUUCGCGGUGUGCACGGAGCACCGGGGCAUCUUGCUGCAGGCCAGCAGCGACAAGGACAUGCACGACUGGCUGUACGCCUUCAACCCCCUGCUGGCCGGGACGAUACGGUCCAAGCUGUCCAGGAGGAGGUCUGCCCAGAUGCGGGUCUGAGCCCAGCCUCCCGCAGGCCCGGCCCCGCAUCCCGUCAUCGUCACCGUCUGUGUCAGCGCCGCCCAGCCCCGCCCGCCUCCUGGGAUGCCCGCCCCGCCAGGACCUGCCACACGACCUGUCCCAGCAGAGGCCGCACGUGUUGUCCUUUCUUUCUGCAGGAGGCGCCCCGGGUGGGAGGAGCUGGGAGGCGCCAGAAAGGCGGGGGGCAGGAGUCCUGGGGCAUCGCCGCCGUUCUAAUAUUUUUUU